CUGCUUAAUUCCAGCCGAACUGGUUCGUUGAUUGCGCUGCGACGACUGUUAGAUAAUAGAAAGAUGGCAGGGAACUUUUGGCAGAGUUCACAUUAUCAACAAUGGCUGUUAGACCCUCAAGAUCUUAUGAAGGAAAGAGAAGCUGAUCUGAAGGUGAUAGAUGAACAGGAAUAUAACAAAGUUAUGAUUUUCUUUGCAAAUUUGCUGCAGGCAUUAGGAGAACAGUUGAAAGUGAGGCAGCAAGUGAUCGCCACAGGAACCAUCUACUUCAAACGAUUUUACUGCAGCCACCCUUUGAAAUGCAUAGACCCUCUCCUGAUGGCCCCCACAUGUAUCUUUCUGGCUUCAAAAGUAGAGGAAUUUGGUGUGAUCUCUAACAACCGGUUGAUAUCAACUUGUCAGAAUUUAAUAAAAAAUAAAUUCAGCUAUGCCUACCCCAGUGGGGAGUUUCCAUACAGGAUUAACCAUGUGUUGGAGUGUGAAUUCUUCCUGUUAGAAAUGAUGGACUGUUGCCUAGUGAUAUUCCACCCCUACAGACCCCUUAUACAAUAUGCAGCUGACAUUGGGCAUGAAGAGAGUUUACUGCAACUGGCAUGGAGAAUUGUGAAUGAUAGCCUGAGAACUGAUAUAUGUUUAUUUUACCCCCCUUAUUUAAUAGCCCUAGCAUGUCUGCAUAUGGCGUGUGUUAUACAGCAAAAAGAUGCCAAACAGUGGUUUGCUGAACUCUCGGUGGACAUGGAUAAGAUUUUAGAGAUAACCAGGCACAUUUUGGCACUCUACGAACUCUGGAAAAAUUAUGAUGAGAAGAAAGAAAUCCAGGCGUUAUUACAAAAAAUGCCUAAACCGAAGACUCAGCCUUCCAGGCCUCCUUCACAGGGACCCAAUGACAACUCAAACAACCAAUCACAGCGAGGAAGCAACUCAAUGACACCUAUUGGAUUAAAAUGACACUAGCAGAAGAACUAAUCGCCUUUUGAUUUUUAAAUACUUUAAAGUCCAACAUAGGACUGCAGAGCACAGCGCUGGGAAAUACAUUAUUCAGCUAAUUAAGCGAUCCUUGGAUUCAAACUCAUACUUAUAUGUGCAUAUGAUUAAACUCUGUGCAUUAUUACAUGUACUCAACUCGUGGAUUGCUUUUAGUCCUUUAUUCAAGUACACAGCCAAUAUAAUUC
Molecule: messenger RNA, 1172 nt
Organism: Owenia fusiformis
Lineage: Eukaryota; Metazoa; Annelida; Polychaeta; Sabellida; Oweniidae
Source: the annotation of a GenBank genome assembly